Messenger RNA from Rotaria sp. Silwood2, 2135 nucleotides. NCBI's taxonomy places the organism in Eukaryota, Metazoa, Rotifera, Eurotatoria, Philodinida, Philodinidae. The record is from the annotation of a GenBank genome assembly.
AUGAAUCAUUAUAUUGAAUCUUUACUUUUUCAUUUUAAUCCACCUGAAACAUCAUUCGACAAUUCACAUGACAAACAAUUUAUAUUAUUAUCAAACGAUUUAUUGGAAGAAAAUUUAGAAAAAUUAACCUCAGUUCAAUUACAUGAAUUUCUAUCGAUAGCUGAUAAACCAACAAGUAUCAGAAGACAUCCAAAUGAAGACCGUAAAACACGAAGCGGUUUUUCUUAUCGAGGAUUAUUUCGUUUUCAUCGUUGUUGUCUGUUAUGGCUAACAUGUCAAAAACAAGUAUUAGAAAGAUUUAUAAAUGAUCAAAUAAAAUCUAUGUUUGAUCGUGGUCUUAUUAAUGAAUUAGAAGAAAUUCAUGAUGAAUAUAAUCAAACAUAUACACAAACAGAGCAAUUAUAUAAUUAUAUUCGUGGAAUAUUUCAAGCAAUUGAUUUUAAAGAAUUUCAUGAUUAUUUACUUUUAUUAGAUAUAGAACGAAAAAGUGAAUAUGGUGAAAAAGUAUUUGCUAAUGGUGGGUAUGUAAGAUUAUAAGUUUUGUUUUUUAAUGUAUAUAAGGUGCCAAAAAAAAAAGUUUUUUUUUAUAGGCGGGUAACGCUGUGAUUUCAAAUAACAUCAACAACAAGUUUUAUACCAAAUAAAAGCAUUUCGAAAAUGAGAUUUAUCAAUACUAAACAGUAAUGUUUAUCACAAGUUUUCAGUGUUGAAUUCGGAAAAUUCCUAAAAUUUCAGGUCAUAUUAGCAGAGAAAAGUUUCUUUCAUGAGGCAGUUUAAACUAGAACUUAUUUAAUGUUAUGAGUAAAAAAUGUACUAGAUAUUUGAUCUGAAAAUAUUGAAACAAUAAUGAAACAUAAAACUGAGGAAAAUUGCUAUCUAACAUGAAAUACAAUAGUUAUGAUAAAGAAAUUCUAAAACAUCGUAGUUCAUCUGUUUUGACAAACAUAGAAACAAACAUUGAUGCAUUUGAAAUGAUUUUAUGUGUAUAUUAGUUAGAUCUACUUGCUGUAGAAACACUAGUGAUCAUCAUACUGAUUAUUGAUUAUAUUGAUCAAAUUAAAAAAAAUAAUAAAUAUUAAUUUUUGAUCUUCACCAUUUUAAAUGAGAUCUAGUUUCAACUGCUUCAUGCAAGGAAUUUUUCUUUGUUGUCAAGGUCUAAAGCUUUAGCAAUUUUUAGACUUCAACACUGAAAAGUUGCCAUAAUUCUUAUUGUUUAGUAUUGAUAAACCGUAUUUUUGACACCCUUUUAUUAAGUAUAAAGUUUAUUGUUAAUAAUAUUUGACAUCACAGUACUACCCCCCUAAAAAGAAAACAUCUUUACACACUUUGUACAUAAGGUGUCGAAAGUACAAAAUUUAAUAAGAUUUUUUUUUGUUUUUUUUUAAUAUACGUUUAGAUUGAGCAUGAUGAGUUAAUCAAGAAUAUAUGUGUCAUCAAUUUCUCUGAAUUAAUUAUUAAGAGAAAAACCUAAUUUUUUCCCGAUGACCUACUCUUUCUGAAAAAGAGAUCAGUUUUCAAUAGCCGACAACUUGUGAAAUGUUUUGUCUCUCUUCAAAUUUCAAAAACUGUUUGUUUGAGACUCAUUGUGACAAAUUGAAACUAAACAAGUCAUUUAUAAAUGGCUUCCCUAGCUUUAAUUUUCUCUUGCUGAAUCUAAAAAUAGUUUUGAAAUUCGAAGAAAGCAAAAAAAAAUGUGAAGUUGUAGGUUAUUGAAAAUUGAUCUCUUUUUCAGAGAAAAUAGGUUGUCGGAAAAAAUGUAGUUUUCCGGCUAAAAGUAAUUCCAAAAAAUUGAAAACACAUAUACUCUUGAUUAGCUCAUACUCUCUAUCUGAUCAUAUAUAUAUAUAUAUGUUAUGGCCGAAGUUGGAAUCCAGCCCGAUUCGGAAUUCGUCCAGACGAAAUUGGAAUUCUAAUUUCGUCUAGAGGAAACUGGAAUAUUUUUUUAGUGAGUCGUAAAGCUUAAAAUAAUACCAAAAAUCAGACCAUGGGUGGAUCACAAAUCUUGAGGGAUGAAGUGAGGGUGACGAGGGACUCUGAAUAACGGUGACGUGGUUUGGAUGAAUGUAAGGAUAAAUCUGUGACUGAUAUACGGUUUUUACGCGGUUUUUCAAUUUCCUUUGACCGCUACUUCUGUC